AUGGCUGGCCGUGCGUUGUUGCUGUGCGCUCUCUGCGCGCUGUGCUGCGCCGCCGGCGGGGGCCACGCGUCGACUCCGCCUGUUACAGUUGGUGGGGACGUUGAGAAAGUGGAUUUGGCCGCAAAAUGGCGAGACCUCCUGCUGGGCGACUGUGAGGAUGAAUUCAAGAACGAAACGGACGAGACGACGAAGAAGGCGUCAAUUGCGAAGUGCAAAAAAGAAGUGGAGGACAAUAUUUCUGCCGUGUUUGGCCCCGCUGGCCGUAAUAACCGUCGGGAUUCGCCUCCUGCGGUUCACAGCGCGGCGGGCGGCGGCGGCGGAGGGCAGGCGGGUGAGGCGCAGCAGUGGCAGCGGGAGGCUCAAGCGCCAGACCCCACAGAAAGGCAAAAUGAGGAAGUGAAAGCGCCGGGGGAGACGCACCCGCAGCCACCGCGAGAGCCGCAGGCUGCACUCCAAGCGUCGCAGGGGGCAGAACCCGCGGGGGAAGCGGCCGCCGGCUCGCCAGGGCCAAAGGCAGCAGCAGCAGCCACCGACGAUGCUGCUCGGCCCCCCGUGCAAUCUUCUGCCCCGACGCGUGGCGGCGCUAACGCUGACGACGACCGCGGUGAAGGACACACGGCGGGGACUGGCGAAGAAACUCCACCGUCGCGGGACGUGGGGCAGAAGAAAGACACACAAACUGGGGCCGCCGCUGCUUCACAGACAGACGGUGUGCGGCAACCAACACCGACGGAGCUUGUCACCGAAAGCAGCACAUCGACUGCUGGAGACGCCAACCCCUCCACUGACGAAGCGGACGAGAACGUCGGGGCCGCUGGCCUUCGAGGCGCGUCGAACGGCACACAGACCGCGGCAGCCGACCGAGAAGUAUCCACUACACCGCCGGCUACCGACGCCACCGCCACGAAUGCAACGAGCCCGUCUCCAGGCGGCAGCGACGGCAGCGGCGCAGCGGCCGCGCGCUCCGCCCCCACUCUUGCGCUGCUUCUUCUGCUUGCGUGUGCGGCUGCCGCUGCGACGGUGGCCGCGUGA
Messenger RNA from Trypanosoma conorhini, 1032 nucleotides. RefSeq lists its product as uncharacterized. The record is from RefSeq and is a predicted model, not a curated record. The transcript has a single exon. NCBI's taxonomy places the organism in Eukaryota, Euglenozoa, Kinetoplastea, Trypanosomatida, Trypanosomatidae. Bases 1 to 1032 code for a protein of 343 amino acids.